AGGCUGGACCGAUAGCCUCCGAAACAAUACAGAGAAACCCUGUCUCGUAAAAACCAAAAAAAAAAAAAAGUUUCUGAAACACUGUUCCUAGGAGGCUUGAAGGAGAGUUAAGUUAUACACACAGGCCAAUUUUCCCAACACGAUGGAGCCUGUGUAGCAAUGGCUAUCCAAUUGCAGGUCCUCAUGCACGGGUGGCUUCAGAAUUCAUUGGGUUUUGACCAGCUUUUUGGCAUGCUCGUCCUGCACUGAAGUAGUUUGUAUGCAGUCACACAUGCUCAAACCUCAGUUUUUAUUGCUUCCUGAAUUUUGACAAACGUAUACACGCCUAUGGUCAUCAGCAUCAACUGUAUAUGAUGUUUCUAACAGGCAGAAAUGUGCCUUGUGGCCAUUUCCAGGCAGUGCCACCUUCAAGGCCAACAAGCUUUAUGGUUUCUGAGCUACAGAUGUGUUUCAUCCAUUCUCACAUAGGGUCAGGGCGUCUUUGAACGUGGAGUCUGACCUCUCAAUUUAUUCAGAAAGUAUUUGACAAAGUUCAGCAUUUAUUCAGGAUUUAAAAAAAAGCUCAGUGAGGUAGGAGGCAAAUAUGGGAUAGCAAUUUUAAUAACAGUAAGGCUGACUUGGUUAUAACACUGUAGAUUUGGCAGACGCUUACCUUGGGGUAACUCCCACCAAGUCAUUUAAGUUUCAACACCUGAAUUAAAUUCCCCCACUUCUGCCCUGGACAGCCACUGAUUCUGUUCUGUCUGUAUCGUUCACGUCUCCCAGAAUGUCACAAACGGAGCCCUAUCCUGUGCAACCUGUUGCAACUAGCCCCUUUCAGUUGUAUAAUUCUGCCCAGCCUGACCACCAGAGUUGCAUCCCCUGGACCCUCAUGGUGCAGGGAGAGAAUUUUCUCCUCCUAGAAGUUGUCCUGUGGCUUCCUCAUUUGGGCUGUAACAUGCACGUGCCCACACAAGUCUUGCAUACUUUUAGUUUUCAAAAAGAUUGUAUUUGUAUGGACGUGUUGCCCGCAUUAUGUCCGCAUCGCGUACAAGCCCUGCUCGUGGCGGCCGGAAGGCGUCGGGUCUUCUGGAACUGGAACUUUGUAUACCCAAGGCACAGAUAGUACCACGCAAAGGCAUUUCACCCAGGACUUUCUUAGGGAGUGUGAGAAGUGAAAACCAGGAGGGAAAUUCGAUGCGGGAGGCGGUCCUCCGCUGGCAUUCUGGGACGGCGUCUGGGCUCUGCAUCCUCACUUCCGUUACCACCGAGCCCGCGCCGCAGUUUCUCCACGCGGAAUUGUGGGAAGUCGUCAGCUUCGGGUUGGCCUGUUAGCCGUCGGUCCCCGGGUUUGAGCUGUUUUCAGCCGGGGACCUCUAGGGUGUUGCCCUAGGUGCUUUUGAGACCGUCAGUUCUUGCCUGUGGGGGGACGAGGUUUGAAAGCCCCGACUUCCCUAGAAGCACCGCGCGGAGCCCUACGCUCUGCACCUCCUGGAAGGAACAAUAAAAGAUGAGCACAUACAAGGAGACGGUGACAUUCAAGGAUGUGGCUGUGGCCUUCACUGAGGAGGAGCUGAAGCUGCUGGACUCCGCCCAGAGGAAGCUGUACCAAGAGGUGAUGGUGGAGAAUUUUAGGAACCUGCUCUCAGUAGGAAUUAACCAUCAGAGUGAGUUGAGGGCGAGCCAAGACGGGAGGUCACGUGACGCCCUGUCCUGCUGGCAAAUCUGGCAGCGGGUCAUGGAUGACUUAUCCAGGUGUCAAGACUCCGUGGUCACGGCCCCUCAGUUCCGGGGUGACUCCCCCUGCCAGGUCGGGCGCUGGCUGUCGGCUCACGCUUCUGAAGAUGCGAACCGCGUACAGAGUGGAAAAGCAAAGGUUCCCACCGACCCUGCGAGGCUCCCGCCUGCAGCACUGAGAACCCAGGGUUCUUGGCCGAAAAUUUUCCCGACUGAGCCACAGAGACCUGAGAAUGGCUCCCAAGCGGUCUCCGCGAGAAGGGUGCGGGGUCAGAGUAAACGGGGUGUUGACCCUGCAAGCCGGAUUUCACGUCAUUCCCGCAGUGCUCACGAAAGGAAGGGUGCUCACGGCCCCAGAGGUGUCGGGAGAGAGAGCGGAAAGGCGGCACCCUUUGCUCAGGCUAGCCCGACCCCCGCCGAGCAGGAAGCUGCCGGCCAUGAGGAGGCUGUGCCUGCUCUCUCCAGCGCCGCCCCUCACCCUCCGUGGGACCCGGGAGACCGGUCCUGCGCGUGUGUGCAAUGUGGGAGCGGCUCCCGUGACAGCGCCGAGGGUUGUGCUGCCCAUCAGGGAGCUCGCACGGGAGGAAGACACGAGGGGCUCAGCAGCCACUGUCCACCCCCGCCCGCCCACCAGAAGGUCCAGGCCACGGCGAAGCCGCUGCAGUGCGAGCGCUGCGGGAAGUUCUUCCGCUGCAGGUCCGCGCUCAGCGUUCACUUCAAAGUGCACACCCGGGAGAGGCCGUACGCGUGCGAGGCGUGCGGGAGCGCCUUCAGCCAGGCCUCGCACCUCCAGGACCAUCAGAGGCUCCACACCGGGGAGAAGCCCUUCAAAUGCGACGCCUGCGGCAAGAGUUUCAGUCGCAACUCGCACCUCCGCUCGCACCACAGAGUCCACACGGGGGAGAAGCCGUACAAGUGCGAGGCGUGCGGGAAGAGCUUCAUCUGCAGCUCGAACCUGUACAUUCACCAGAGAGUGCACACGGGAGAGAGGCCCUACAAGUGCGUGGACUGCGGGAAGGAGUUCAGCCGCCCGUCGAGUCUUCAGGCCCACCAGGGCAUACACACCGGGGAGAAGUCCUACGUGUGCACCCUGUGCGGCAAAGGCUACACCCUGAACUCGAACCUGCAAGUGCAUCUGCGGGUCCACACUGGGGAGAAGCCGUACACGUGCGCUGCGUGUGGGAAGGGCUUCAGCCGCUCCUCGCAGCUACAGUCCCACCAGAGAGUCCACACAGGGGAGAAACCUUACAAGUGUGAGGAGUGUGGGAAGAGCUUUGGUUGGCGGUCAAACCUUCUAAUUCAUCACAGGAUCCACAGCAGUGCGAAGCCGUACAAGUGUGAGACGUGCGGGAAGGGCUACGCCCAGCCGUCGAAGCUUCGCGUCCACCACAGGGUCCACACCGGGGAGAAGCCGUACAGGUGCGAGGAGUGCGGCAAGGACUUCCGCUACGUGUCCAACAUCAACCGGCACCUGCUGAUACACGCGCGCGAGAAGCUGUCGAAAGGGCUGAAGCGCGGCGGGGGCCGCGACUGGAGGGCCGCCCUCCACCAGCGCGUCCUCGCCGAGAUGAAGCCCUACAAGUGCAAGCAGUGCGAGCAGAGCUUCAGCCGGCCCGCCGACUACCGGGCGCACCAGCGAGGCCACGCGGCGGGCAAGCUGCACACGUGCCCCAUCUGCGGGAAGGGCUUCAGCCGCCCCUUCGGGCUGCACUCGCACCAGCGGGUGCACACCGGGGAGAAGCCGUACCGCUGCGACGUGUGCGGCAGGACCUUCCGCUACAGCUCGCAGUUCACCUACCACCAGAGGGGCCACACCGGGGAGAAGCCGUACCGCUGCGACGUGUGCGGCAAGGCCUUCGGCAGGAGCAUGGACCUGCGCCACCACCGCAGGAUGCACACCGGGGAGAAGCCGCACCGCUGCCAGGAGUGCGGGAAGGCCUUCAGCCUGCCGUCCAACCUCCGCGUGCACCAGAGCGUGCACGCCAAGGAGAAGCUCUUCCGGUGCGAGGAGUGCGGCAAGCGCUUCAGCCAGCGCUCGCGCCUGCAGGCGCACCAGAGGAUCCACACCGGGGAGAAGCCGUACCGCUGCCAGCGCUGCGGGAAGGGCUUCAGCCGCUCCUCCGCCCUGCACUACCACCACAGGAUCCACGCCGGGAAGAGGCCGUUCCGCUGCGACGUGUGCGGCAAGGGCUUUGUCUACAGCUCUCAGUUCGCCUACCACCAGCGAUGCCACGCGGGGGACAGGCUGCACAGGUGCCACGACUGCGGCAAGUUCUUCGACAGCAGCGCGGAGCUGCACGAGCACCAGGGCGUGCACGCGGCCGAGAAGCCUCACAAGUGCGGGCAGUGCGGGAAGGCCUUCCACUUCCCCUCAAAGCUGCGGCUCCACCUCACCGUCCACGCCAGGGAGCAGCUCUUCAAGUGUGACAUCUGCGGCAAGGGCUUCCGGCUGAGCUCCCAACUUCUGUUACACGAGAGACUCCACACCGGAGAGAAACCGCACACAUGCGACGUCUGUGGCAAAGGCUUCGAUUACCAGUCCCGCCUGGAAACCCAUAAGAAAAUCCACACCCACAGGAAGCACCGGAGUGGGCGUGGUGGUACAUGACCGAGAACCCGGCGGAGGCCGGAAGAGGGUAGGUUUGUGGCCAGCCUGGGCUCCCAAGCAUACUUUGUUUUGUAGGAUUGUCCCUCUUCAAGUUUUCCCAGAGUCCAUCCCAGAGCUCGUCCCUGUAAAACCAUUACAAGAAGGAACAGGCUUCUACAGACUCGAGGUCUAACACUCCUUGAAGCGGUAAUGUAGCAGAGGAACACCUAGGACUCAUUUUAGAGGAAGAAAUUCGGGCGGUGACUCUCUUGACAAGACUGAAUAUCAGCAAUUAUCUUCAGUGGGCUACGUGCCAGAAGAAAAGAUACUUGCCAAAUGCUGACUUAGCUCUCUGUACUUAACAGUGGGCAUUAUUUUUACUAAAGCCUAAAGGUGUGGAAAAUAAAACUGCCGACUAAAAAUUUCCUGUAGCCACGGACUUACCCUGUGGGGUUUUUUUUUUCCAUGCAGUGAAAUAGGGCUGUACCCACAAUGCAUCUCUGAUCAUCAAAGGUAAAUUGGUAUCGGCUAUGACUGUUUGUAGGGAGAUGGUCAUUGUAUUGUUGUUUUGGAGCUGGUUUUAUGGUUUGCAGUCCAGUGUGUUUUGGUUUUUUUUGUUUUUUUUUUUUUCAGAGACAGGGUUUCUCUGUAUCGUUUUUGGAGGCUGUCCUGGAACUCGUUCUGUAGACCAGGCUGGCCUCGAACUCACAGAGAUCCGCCUGCCUCUGCCUCCCGAGUGCUAGGAUUAAAAGCGUGCGCCACCACCGCCCGGCCUGCAGUCCAGUGUUCUCCUGCAAGCAUCAAGAGAGAAGCAGCAGCAUUAGCUAUGACCGCUGAGAGUUGCUCAAAAUAUAUUAACCUGGAAAACGCUAAAACGUGAAAGUUAGAUGUGUGUUUUUAAAGAAAAAAAAUGGGGCUGGAAAAGAUGGUUCAGUGAGUAAAAGAGCUCGCUGAACAAACAUGGGAAUCUGAGUUCGAAUCCCUGAUACCCAUGUAAAAAGCUGGGUAUGACCGUGUAGGUCUAUAACCCAAGUGUUGUGGGGAGUGGAGACAGGAGGAUUGUUGUCUCUAGGCAGCAGGGGCAGAGUGACAGACAGAAGAAGACACCUAAGUCAUCCUCCAGCCUCCAAAGACGUGCACGUGGGCAUACAUCCCUGCUCAUGUAUGUAAAGCGCAACAUAUGCCCCACACACACACUCCAGAUGUGGGGCUGGAGAGACGCUCACACACGUGCACAUGCACGCAUGCACACACACAGGCACACACACACACAGGCACACACACACCAGAUGUGGAGCUGG
This is a messenger RNA of Mesocricetus auratus (golden hamster), 5604 nucleotides long. Its product is annotated as zinc finger protein 45. The transcript has 6 exons. NCBI's taxonomy places the organism in Eukaryota, Metazoa, Chordata, Mammalia, Rodentia, Cricetidae. Gene Ontology annotation, cellular component: nucleus. The record is from RefSeq and is a predicted model, not a curated record. Bases 1490 to 4324 code for a protein of 944 amino acids. Gene Ontology annotation, biological process: regulation of transcription by RNA polymerase II. Gene Ontology annotation, molecular function: RNA polymerase II cis-regulatory region sequence-specific DNA binding; DNA-binding transcription activator activity, RNA polymerase II-specific.